CACAGCAUAAAAGCUAUGCAUUUAGUCAUGUCCUCUUGUUCUCCAUUUCCUAUACUCCUAUAAAUUAAAGCGUCACAUAUAUUCAGACUCAACUACUUCUCUUUCUUUGUUUCCUACUAAACUCAUCAUCGUUUUGUUCAACUACUAAUUAAUAUGGCGGACUCUUCCUACAGCCACCCUUUGUUUAGCUGCAGGAGUUGCCGGAAUCCGAUUGCUCUUCGAGAUGAUCUUCUCUCUAAACGUUUUGUGGCAAAAUCGGGAGGAGCAUUCCUUUUCAAGCAUGCAAUGAAUGUAGUGGUGGGAAAAAAGGAAGAUAGACAACUAAUGACGGGUUACUUUAGCGUUGCUGAUAUAUUCUGCAGCAAGUGUGGUGAGGAGUUGGGUUGGAAAUAUGUUAAAGCUUAUAAUCCUUCCCAAAAGUACAAGGAAGGCCGUUUCAUUAUCGAGACUGCCAAAAUUCUCAAAGAAUAUUGAUGAUUUGUACACAUUGUAAAUUAAUAAAAAUUCUGGCCAUGUAAAUAUUGAUGCUAUUUAAAACCUACUUUUAAUCUUUUUGUGUCAUGCUACAGUACUAUACGUACUGAUCUGUAAAAUCUUGGUAAGUUUUUAUGGCAGAAUAGCCUCGUAGGCACUUGUAUUUGUUAGUGUUUGUCAUCCCGGUCCCUAUACUCAAAGAAGAUUCAUCCAGACACUUAUAGUUGUUCAAAGCCAAUAUUUUAAACCCCUCUCA
Messenger RNA from Nicotiana attenuata, 730 nucleotides. RefSeq names its product protein yippee-like At4g27740. Bases 154 to 474 code for a protein of 106 amino acids. NCBI's taxonomy places the organism in Eukaryota, Viridiplantae, Streptophyta, Magnoliopsida, Solanales, Solanaceae. The record is from RefSeq and is a predicted model, not a curated record. The transcript has 2 exons.